GAAUGUAAUUAAAAAAUAAUAAAACCGAUGUAUUUUUGCAUAAUGUUUUGCAAAAAGAUAAUUCAUUAAAUGUGAACAUUUUCAGAAUGUACUUUUUGCACUAAAACAAAGAAAAAAUGUGAAGUUGUAUUCAUAGGUUAUUAUGCUGUGAUUUUACUGGUCACUUGAGAUCAAAUUGGGCUGAAUGUGGCCCCUGAACUAAAAUGAAUUUGACACCCUGCUUCCAUCAUCAACAGCCACCAAUCAGGGAAGCUGUUGAGUUGCUUAGCAACAGAACUCACACAAACAACAGACAGCAUGUUCACUUGUAGAUGCAGUGUUUCCCUACAGGUCAAGCUAAUGAAAACAUUAAGGUCCUCUUGAUAUUUGUUCCUGUUCUCUUGUUCUUGCUGCGAUGGCUGAAAUCAUCAUGUGUGAACCGUUUGAGCUCUACAACCUCCUGAACCAGCGCCGCUGUGUGUCGAGGCUGGCAGAGAUCAACUACCUCUGUUUGGUGGAUGCUCGUGAAACCCAAGAUUACUACACGAGUCACAUCGUAACAGCUAUUAACGGCAAACUGGAUUCAAAGGACACAUUCCUGCUGCCAGAGGUCGUGGAGGUGGACAGUAUGCAUCAUGUGGUGGUUUACGACAGCAACACAAGCUGUUUACAGGAACAAGGUAGAGCAGUCGACUGUGCUCAGACUCUGGCGAAGGCGAGUCUCCAUCCAGUCCAUGUAGUCAGAGGAGGAUUUGAGAAGUUCUCUGCGCUCUACCCUUUUUUAAGGACUGAGAAAAUCCUUUACACCAUCAUGGAGCUGGAGAACCUGAAGGUUUAUCCAGUGGAGAUCGUACCAGAACUGCUGUAUAUGGGUGACCAGAAGCAAAGCGUGGACACAAUCGUCCUCAGAGACCUGAAAAUCAGCGCCGUCAUCAGCAUCUCACAGAGUGACGCUCCAGAAUGUAGGUCUAUCAAGGGGAACCAGACCAUCAACAUCCCAGUUGCUGACACUGUGGUGUCUGAUUUAUAUUCAAGUUUUGGAAGGAUCUGUAGUUUUAUUGGUUCACACAUCAACGUUGACUCUCGUGUCCUGCUAGCUUCCAGGCAGGGAAGAAGCCGCUGCAGUGCUGUGGCCGUUGCUUUUCUCAUGCAUCACCUCAAAUACUCUCUGGAGGAGGCCUGGAAGUACGUUCUGAAAUGUAAACCCGCCAUGAGGCCCAACUCUGGGUUUCUGCAGCAGCUGUCUGACUGGGAGCUUCACAUCAUGGGAACAAAGCUGACUGACAUCUCUGGACUUUAAUUUUAACAAAGAACGGUUAUGACAACGCUCUGGAUAAACAAAUACUACUGCAUACAAUAAAAAAAGAGAAAACAUGUCAAUUUUAGCUGCCAGCGAAUUUGAAACUUUUGCAACUCAGAGGUUGCAGCUCUCCAGAGCUGAGGAAAUUUAAUACUCAGAGUGUGCUGUCUUGUUAAAUCUUCAUAGUUCCACAUAGAUCACACUAACUUCUAAAGAAUGUACUCUAUGUGGCCGUAUUAAUGAGUUUAAUUAGGUGAACUUUGGAUUAAAUCCACAUUGACUCUAUAAUGAUGGAAUUAUCAGAUACUCAUGAGUCACUUAGUGUCACCUAAAUUUAUAAUUUCAUAAAAACACAAAAAAAAUGGAAAUUGUUGACAUAACAGCAUUAAUUUUAUUUUUGGAGUGUGUGCUUUGUGCUGACACUCUAUCUAGAAAUAGGCUACCAUUGGACAGAAUAAAGUAUUUUCAUAAAACCAUGAAAACUAACCUUUAGUUUGCACCUUCAUAGAAACAUGCAAUUUCAGGGGUCGAUGCAAAACAAUAGGAUAAUAAAUGAAUUGUGUAAAAAGUCCAUAAAAACUGUCAUUAAAUAUCCAUUUGAAGGGUCAUUAAAUCACUCAAUUUAAUCAUUAAACAUGGGUAAAUUAAUAGAGCCUCAAUGCAGAACGUUAACCUAAUUAGUUUCAUAGUGAUUAUUAAUGGCUAAUUAAGGUAUUUAAUUAUAAUCUAAUUUGAAUUAAUUAUUUCAAUUUAGAUAAAAUAAUGGAUUUUAAUUGAUUUUGCAAGGUUUUAAGGGAAAGAAACCCCCCACAUUCACCCAAAAGCCACCAAACCAGCCCUUGUGCCUUAAUCAGAAACCUUUAGACACUUUUAGGUAUUUAUUCAGGAGUCAUUUUUAUGGGAUUUCAAAGUAUGGAUGUUUCCUCCUGAAAAACUCCUUAAACUGUGCAAAAACUCCAAUAAAAAGACUUUUUCACUCCA
This is a messenger RNA of Amphiprion ocellaris (clown anemonefish), 2260 nucleotides long. It is a transcript of the gene styxl1, whose product is annotated as serine/threonine/tyrosine interacting-like 1. Gene Ontology annotation, cellular component: mitochondrion. The coding region runs from base 395 to 1279 and encodes 294 amino acids. Lineage: Eukaryota; Metazoa; Chordata; Actinopteri; Pomacentridae. Gene Ontology annotation, biological process: protein dephosphorylation; positive regulation of intrinsic apoptotic signaling pathway; negative regulation of cytoplasmic stress granule assembly. Gene Ontology annotation, molecular function: protein phosphatase inhibitor activity; protein phosphatase binding; pseudophosphatase activity. The record is from RefSeq and is a predicted model, not a curated record. The transcript is spliced from 8 exons.